GUUUACUCACAGGGAGCGAGUCACAGACAGACACGGCAGAGUGAGACAGUUUGCUUGUGACUGGGAAGCAAAGCAUCUGGACGUCCAGGAGAAAUGACUCUUCAGGCUACAAGCGUCCCUGACUUCAGCACCACAGCAUUUUAUGCAGACCAGAAUCAGACCAAUGAUACGAGCUGUCCUGAGCCUGAGGCCUGGGGGUGGAUCGUGCUCCACGUGCCGGCGUACAUUCUGACCAUCAGCGUGCUGGGAAUCAUCUUCAACCUCUUUGUUCUCCUGGUGUUCUGCCUCCACAAGAAGCCCUGCACCGUGGCUGAGAUCUACCUGAGCAACCUGGUUGCUGCAGAUCUGGUUCUGGUGUCCUGUCUGCCUUUCUGGGCAGUCAACAUUUCCAACAACUACAACUGGCCUUUUGGACGGUUUAUGUGUAAAACUGUCAAUGUGGGCAUCAAAAUAAACAUCUACUGCAGCAUCUACUUCCUGGUUCUGGUGGGCAUGGAUCGGUACGUAGCACUGGUUCAUGCUAUGUCACACGGAAGAAUGCGACGUCCUAAAUACGCCAAACUAGGCUGCCUGCUGACGUGGGGGUUUGGCCUGGUGAUCAGCAUCCCAGAAUUGCUGUUUAGGGAGGUCAGAUAUUUCACUGAGUACGACAUCCAUGCCUGCUACCUGGAGUACCCCAAAUUCACUCUGCAGAUAGUCUACGAAGUGAUGCAAUCCAUCCUCAUCUUCAUCGUUCCUACUGCAGUCCUUUUGUUCUGCACCGUGAGGAUUAUCCGCGCUCUGAGCCAACAGUCGAUAGAAAGGUUCAACGCUGAGAGGACGGAGAAGAAGGCAACCAUCCUGGUGCUGGUGGUGCUCCUGGCCUUCCUGGUAUGCUGGGUGCCCUUCCACAUCGUCACCAUAUUCAGCAUCCUGGUGGACACAGAAGUUCUUGAGGAAUGUAGCAUCACCUCCGCCGUGGACAUCUGUCACCAGAUCUUCACCUACUUGGGCUUCUUCAACAGCGUCCUCAACCCUGUGCUGUACGUCAUUGUUGGGAAGAACUUCAGAAAAAAAGUCCGGGAACUCAUGAAACAGUGGGGCGUCAAGAGAACGAUGACGUCCGAGUCCACGCGCUCCAACUUAUCCUCCACUCUCAAGACGUUGGUCUGAAACAUCUGCCAAGCAGCAGAGUUAUGAAGGACAGCUGUCGAGAUGGAAACAUCUCACUGGUUCAUCUUCUCUGGUUUGAAGGAUGUUUUCAGAUUACAGCCUGGUUUAUGCUCAGAAACCAGGUUGUCUGCGUGUGUGUCGCAGUUAACGCAGAUAUGCCCCGCCCCCUGCAGACACUCUGCUGUGCCUCUCCAGUAUUGUAUGUGACUGCAGACAGGAGGCCUCUGGUUGGUCAACUCUACAUCUGCUCUAUACUAUGCGUAUUUCCUGUUUGGUUCCUAAUGGCAGAGACUGUAGUGCCAUCCUCAGCGCCUGGCACGCCUGGACUCUAUCCCAGACACUGUGCAGGACGCUAGUUUGUAGCUCUGUGCAACGGUCUGUUGGUUUGCACCUGAAAACAAAACACGCAGCGCCAUGGCCAGUCUUUGGGGAACACUCCAGGGUGAACUGUGUGUCGUCUGACGUUGGAUGAGGGGUUGUAGAUGGUGAACAAGCUCGCCAAAAUGACACAGGGAUGCCCACAAUCCUAGCUAGUUCCUGAUUGGCCCUCUGGCGUUGUGGCGUGGAAUAACACAGCGCAGAUCGGCCUUCAAUAUUUAGCAUAAAUCAAAAAUAUUUGCGUCAUACCUGCAACAAGCUAACUGCGACACACUGCUGCGGGAGGACAACCAGCCCUUAAUGCCUUUAGCUUCACUGGAAAAAAAUAUCUCAUUAACCUACUCAAAUUAAGGGUAAAUACACUUCAUUUAAGACAUUUUUACUUAUUUCUAGAUCUGUUAUAAACUAGAAGCUUUGCUGUGCUGCAGUUAUUUACCGGCAAAAAAAAACAUGUCAAUAGUGUGAUAUUUGUGUCAUGUGAGUAGUUUCUGUGAAAUAAUGUCUGUAAAUAUCAUUUCAACUUAAAUUAAUAGUUACUAAGAAAAAAUAAAAGACAUAAAAUGUUUUCCAGACUGACGACGAAGUAAAUAAAAAACCUCAUAAUCUAAAGCAGAUGGAAAUCGGCUCUGUCUUUGAAAGACUGAGGUCGCUCCACAAAGCAAUUCUCCAGAGUCACAACAACUGCUCGCUCAGACGUCCUGGUGUCUCUGACUCACUCUGUCUGCAGUUACAACAGCUUUUCCAGCAGUUUGUGGUCAGUGCAAACGUCUUCCUCAUUUACUUUUCUGUUGCUGCAGCCGCCUACCAGUGCUGGGUGAGCUUAAUGUGGGCUGUGGGCGAGGGUACACCCAGUCAGGGUGCCAAACAGGAAGGCGAGCAGGGAUGAAAAUAGAGGAGAAAAUCACAACAGUGAUGCAGAAAAAAUAUGUGCAAUCUGAAAUGUUUUCAUGUUUUUCAGCCAGUUCUUUCAGUAAACGCUACAGUUUAAGGGCCACAUUUGAAGCUUUCUAUUCUGAAUCUAAACAUUCUCUUAUAAUUCAACCUGGAGUCCGUCCUGCUCGGGACAGAGCUGGUUCUUUCCUGAUCUCCUCGUCACCUGGAAACUCCAGCCGCCGUAGAGAGGAGACAGGAAGCUGUUGCUUACAGAAGUGAAGCAAGACCAUCCUG
Cyprinodon variegatus (sheepshead minnow) is the source of this 2697-nucleotide messenger RNA. RefSeq names its product B2 bradykinin receptor-like. NCBI's taxonomy places the organism in Eukaryota, Metazoa, Chordata, Actinopteri, Cyprinodontiformes, Cyprinodontidae. Gene Ontology annotation, biological process: smooth muscle contraction; G protein-coupled receptor signaling pathway; vasoconstriction. The transcript is spliced from 2 exons. Gene Ontology annotation, cellular component: membrane. The record is from RefSeq and is a predicted model, not a curated record. Gene Ontology annotation, molecular function: bradykinin receptor activity. Bases 94 to 1152 code for a protein of 352 amino acids.